Molecule: messenger RNA, 5907 nt
Organism: Doryrhamphus excisus (bluestripe pipefish)
Lineage: Eukaryota; Metazoa; Chordata; Actinopteri; Syngnathiformes; Syngnathidae
Gene: fastkd5
Product: FAST kinase domains 5
Biological process (GO): mitochondrial RNA processing; regulation of mitochondrial mRNA stability
Cellular component (GO): ribonucleoprotein granule; mitochondrial matrix
Molecular function (GO): RNA binding
Source: RefSeq, a predicted model, not a curated record
UGUGUGACGAAUUUGACGGCAUGAAAUAACCUUAGCCGCUGUAAACUGCAUGGCUCUCUCACAUGUGACAACUACACGCCAGCAUAUUCUUCCCGGCCAUAUAAAGAUUCAUGGCUGCCUGCGUCCUGUGCCGCUUGAGGCCGAGACGGUUCUAUCUUCCUGGUUUGAGAAAGGGUUUUGCUCAUCGAGUUAUUGGCAGACUUGACAAUGAGGCGUUGGAUGAGCAGGAACGAAGGUCAGAAGAGUCACCUCUACCGGAUGCUUCUCUCCAUGGAGGCUACAAACUUCAUUACAACCCGUCCUCGUAUCAUCACCCCGUGGGAAAAUCUCCCCUCCCCCACAGUCAAAUCGUGAUUGGUGACGAAGAACAGUGUCUCGCCGCUCUCGCACCUUCCUUCUGGCAACAGAGCAAUCGCUACAGCGUGAGCUCUUCGCGGCAUCUCUCCAGCUCCAAAAACACGUUACUGGACUUGGCGUUCAACAAAAGACCCGAACCAAAAACGUCCGUACCCCCGCGUCACAGAACACCUGUGGCGCCUGAUGUUAAAGUCGAUACACGCGCCUUUAUCAAGUGUCGACCGGACUAUUCGUCAAUCACCCUUGACCUCUCGCGGCGGCCUCCACCCGUAAAUUGGGAACAUGUUGCGCAACUCCUCCAGCGAGCGGCUGUCCUUAAAGGCAGCAUGAAACCAUGCGAUGUGUCUGGUUUUUUUGUGGAUCUCAGCCAUGUUCACACGGACAAUGUGUCACUAGUGAAAAGUGACCAACGCUUCACUCUGCUGCUUCGAUACUCGGUGGAGAACCUUCGUGUCUUUUCUCUCAACGAGCUCCUCGAUGUGCUGCGUUCGUUUGCGUGGCUGGAAAUGCCUCACGGCCACACGGUUCUCGGACACUUUGAGGACGAGCUCGGUCGCCGGGCGCAUCAGAUGACUUUCGACCAGUUGCUUCUCGCUGCAGACUUGUGGCGCUGCAUUGGAAGGAAGGUGCCCCGGUUCUUGAAGCGCCUUUACGACUUUGUGCAAUUGUACCCAGGAGAAGUGAAAGUCGCCGAGCUGGUCCAGCUGCUGUACAUCAUGGGAGAAGGGAGACAUUGCCCGAAAGUCCUGAUCCAGUCAAUAGAGCAGCUACUCAUGAACCACAUAAACCAUCUACACCCGGAAGAGGUUGGGACGUUAUGUUUGGGUCUUUUUAAAUCCCAAACGUCCCUCUCGGAGGCAGCUGCGACUCGUCUUUUUGAUAAGGCGCACUCGGUUAUCGAGGACAUGAGUGACUUUGCUAUGGUCAAUGUGCUCAAAUACUUACGUUUCAGCUACUUGCUUCACAGGGCAUGGAUGGAGGCCUUGACUCAUGAGGUGCCACGCCGAGCUAGCAGGAUGAGCGUCACCGGACUAAUGCACGUGGCACUCACUUGUUCGGCAUUGCAUUACCGUGACGAUCGCAUCCUUGUCGCAAUCGCUGAGCAAAUCCCAUCACUGGUGCCACAUUGUCGGAGUAAAGACUCCUGUAAGCUGCUGUGGGCCUUUGGCACCCUUGGGUUCCUCCCAACUCAGAACCCGAUCCUAUACCCGAGCCUCACAGAUGCCCUCAGGCAAAGAAAAGCUGAAUUCCAACGCUACCCGGAGCAUCUCCUCACCGGCCUACUCGGUCUGUCCUUUGUCUCGCAGUUCCCAGAGGAUCUAAUCUCAUUAGCUUUGAGUCCGGACUUUAUCAACUUAGCAUUGAAGUCGACACAGUUGGAGCUGAAAAAAGACUUGUUCACUUUAGAUGGAACCGUAGCCGUGGAGCUGCCACACUGGACCGGUCCUCGUCUGAGCUUCGAACUGAGGAACGAGGUCACGGAAAUGUUGCGGAAGUUCAUUCAAUCUGAAAUAUGCGAGAAACCCGAAGUGAAAGGGGCGGAGACGGCAUUGCAGGAAUUGCUGGGAGGAGAAGAGUUCGUUUGUAAACGGAUGAUUCUCCCUCACAUGCGAUCCAUCGAUCUCGAAGUGCACCUCGACACGACUGGUCAGCCCGUUCCUGUCAACACAGAAUCGCAAACGGACAUAAUAUCUCCUCGGGAUAAUCCAUCCGAAAGUGCUUCAAACCAUUUUUGGGGGAAAAAAAAUAUAGGGGUAAGCGUGACGGAUGAACUUAUAGCCCAGCUUACUUAUACUAAAAGCUCUCCAGCUCCAACAAUUGCACCUUCUAGACUCAAAACACCUUCCAUAGUGGAGCCGGAUGAAAAUGAAGCGUUGUUCAACACGGGGCUAAACCUGACAACAACCAUCACAGAAAUGCUCUCCAAACCGGGGAUCCAAAAACCGUCCCAUCAGGACUCUGUCGUUAAACUUGCCAUUCAGGUGUCCAGCAGGAACCACUACUGCUACCACUCGCAGCAGCUCCUGGGCCUCCACGCCAUGAAGAGGAGGCAGCUGAAGUCGGCGGGGUAUAAGGUUGUAGAGAUUUGCAAUCACGAGUGGGUUCCUUUGUUGAGGAAAAGCAGGACUGAGAAGAUGGCCUACCUUCACUGCAAGGUCUACAACAGCCUGGAUAGUUGAUGGGGGACUCAAACCGAAUAGGCUUUGCUAUCUGGAUUAGCAAAGGUUAGUUUAUGUACGUGCUAAGCACCGCAAAAAUGUAUUUUUUUGACUUUUUUUUUGUCGAUAUAUACCUUUUUAAAUAAGAACGUUAAGAUACAAUGCUCGCCCGAAGACAGUUGGGAUAGGCUCCAGCAACCCCCGCGACCCUCGUGAGGAAAAGCGGUAGAAAAUGAAUGAAUAAAUGAAGAUACAAUGAUGUGAAAAUGUCCAUUCUUUGCUAAGCUAUCAUUACGAGUCAAAUUGAUUUAGUCGAUUUUACACUAGCACCUAAACUAAAUGUGCUCAGUUGUGAAUUAAUGCCGUUUUAUUAUGAUUAUUAUUAUUAUUAGUACAAGAGGUGGUGUGCGUAUAAGGUUCCUAAUAAAAGUCCAAAAGCAGCUCAAUAUAGAGUUAGCAUUACCACCAUUAAAUUGAAGUGUAUAUUGAAGACUUAAUAAGUUAACCCAGGGGUCUCAAACUCAAUUUACUUGGGGGGCCACUGGAGCUAGGGUCUGCGCGAGGCUGGGCCGCAUUAGGUUAAAAAAAAAAAAAAAACACAAAAAAUUGCAUUUAUUAAAAACAGAAAAAUUAAACUUUGCUUUUGUUCCGAUUUUCUAUAAUAAAAGCUCUGAUAAAACAUUCCACUGUUCUCAAAUAUCUUACUUUUUAUUUUUCUACAAAAAAAGAUGAAAAAAAAUAAACAAAUCAAGAAUAAAGAAAAUCAAUCAAUCAGUAAUAAAUAAAUAUAAUAAUAAUAAUAAUAAAACGGCAAAUAAUAAAAACUUAAAUAACCACAUAUAGUUGGUGGGUAAACAAAUUAUUUUUUUCAGAUUAAAAUGAACAAAGCAUUAUUAGAGCCCUGUAAACAUGACAAAACACGACUAUAGUCACAUUUAUACUUUUUUUAUUUACAACAUAUUGCGCAACUGCAGCGUCUUGACACACAUGCUAACUCGCAAACUAGAGAGCUAGCGACCUAAACGGUAGCCUCCAAGUUAUUUCCUUUCAACUUAAAUAGCCAAAAAAAUUACCACUUCCACACGGAUAGGGAGGAUAACUAUUAACAGUUAUUUAACCUUUAACAUGAACAUUAAUCAAACGUAAUAUUUUUUUUUCUGGGUACAUGAUACCAUACAGCAUCCAUAUCAAACUUGCGCGGGCCGCACUAACAUUAAACUUUCAUAUCAAGGCGGGGGCCUCAAAGUAGUGUCCUGCGGGCCACAUUUGGGCCGCAUGUUUGAGACCCCUGAGUUAACCUAAAUGAGACUCGUUUGGUUAAAUGAAUAAAAACAUUGUUUUUAAUUUUGCAAUAUUUGUAAACUAACAAAUUACCAUUCAGUGCACUUUUAAUAUAUCAGUUGUAAAUUAUUACAUUAUUUGCUUGGUUUGUGGGACCAGGAAGUCACGUGACGGUAGCAAAACGGAAUGGUAAUGUUAACCUAUUACUUUAUUGACAAUCUUUUAACAACAAAGUCUAAUGUUCAAUUCAACAAAACACGCCCGAAACGGGAGAAGCAGAAGUUUGUUUAACCUUCACUUAUUCAUAAAAGCGAUAAAGAAAGUAUAAUGGUGAAGUUCCAAUCGUUUGCAGUUUGUUUAUUCGGCAAUAAAGAGUGGAAAAAGGAGCAAUACGCGAGUUGCCACUAGAGGGCGCAAUAUAACAAGGACUGCAAUGAAGGCCAAAAUAUUGCACUAUUGCACAAUCUAAUGGGAUUUUCUUCAAGAUUUCUAUCAGACCGUUGUGUCUUUUGAAUGACGCACAUAUUUUGACAUUAUUUACAGCUGCCAUGUGGGGGUUAAAUGAUAAACGGAGCUCUCAGUGUGUUGCAGUUCUAAAUCAAUGUGAGUUACUAUAAUAUGUCAUCACAGUUUAAGUGUACCCAAUGUUUUGAAUGCUCAUGGACGUUUUUGUGCUGCAUGCAUUACUCUUUAUUGCUCUCUGGUUCUACCAUAUCUUACUUAUUGUGUGGAAAUAUGGGCUAAUAACUAUAAAAGUUUAAUCUUCACUCGCUAAAUGUACUGCAAAAAAAGGCCAGUAAGGAUAAUUCAUAAUGCCGCCUACAUAGAACAUACUAACUCCUUAUUUCUAAAAUCACAAAUACUUCAACUUGCUGAUAUAGUUCAUCUUCAAACAGCUAAAAUAAUGCAUAAGGCUAAAAAUAACCAAUUAGCUAAAAAUGUCAUUCAAUACUUCUACAAGAGAGGAGAAAUAUGAUCUCAGGGAAGAAGUACAUUUGAAACACUUCUAUGCUAGGGCUAUGUUAAAAAGCCAUAGCAUUUCAGUAUGUGGAAUCAAACUAUGGAACGGAUUGAGUAAGGAAAUCAAACAAUGCACAACGAUGAGCCAAUUCAAGAAACAAUACAAGCAGUUGAUGUUUGCUAAAUACAAGGAUGAAGAGUCUUGAACCAGUCAUGAUGUGCUAUAUAUAUCACUAUAUUGAUACUUACUAUGGGACCCAUUAUGGCAUUGGAUGGUCAUAUCACCUCCUAUUUUGGUACGGGAAACAAAACAAAAAAUUUUAAAAACUAAAAAAAAAUUAAUAAAAUGUAAUAAAAUAAAUUAAUAAAUAAAAUAAAUUUGCUAAAUACAAGGAUGAAGAGUCUUGAACCAGUCAUGAUGUGCUAUAUAUAUCACUAUAUUGACACUUACUAUGGUACCCAUUAUGUCAUUGGAUGCUCAUAUCACCUCCUAUUUUGGUACGGGAAACAAAACAAAAAAUUUACAAAAAAUUUUAAAAACUAAAAAAAAAUUAAUAAAAUUUAAUAAAAUAAAUUAAUAAAUAAAAUAAAUUUGCUAAAUACAAGGAUGAAGAGUCUUGAACCAGUCAUGAUGUGCUAUAUAUAUCACUAUAUUGACACUUACUAUGGUGCCCAUUAUGGCAUUGGAUGCUCACAUCACCUCCUACUUUGGUACGUGACAAAAAAUAAAAAAAAUACAAAAAAAUUUAAAAAUUUUUAGAAAAAAAAAAUAAAUUUAAAUUUUUUUUUAUUUUUUUACAAAUUUUAGAACAUUUAAAAUUUUUCAAAUAAAAAAAAACCCUUAAACUAUAUUAUGAAAGCAGGAAGUGAACAAAUGUAACAGUUACUGAUUGUAAGAGUACCAGAUGGAGGGGUAGGAUUUAAUAAGCUUUGCUUCUUCCUACUCCUUUUGGACAUGUGGAACUGUGAACUGAUUAUGUGAUGCAUUCAAUUGUAAUCUGAUGCAUGUUCAAAUGAAAUUAAACCAUUACCGUUACAUAUUUUGCCAUUAUUUACAGCUGGCAUAUGAGGGGGCUAAAUGAUAAACGGAUCUCUUACUAUAAUAUGUCAUCACCGUUUAAGUAUACCCAAUGUUUUGUCUUCUCAGGGA